Messenger RNA from Cucumis sativus (cucumber), 836 nucleotides. Its product is annotated as calvin cycle protein CP12-2, chloroplastic. NCBI's taxonomy places the organism in Eukaryota, Viridiplantae, Streptophyta, Magnoliopsida, Cucurbitales, Cucurbitaceae. Bases 248 to 634 code for a protein of 128 amino acids. Gene Ontology annotation, biological process: negative regulation of reductive pentose-phosphate cycle. The record is from RefSeq and is a predicted model, not a curated record. The transcript has a single exon. Gene Ontology annotation, cellular component: chloroplast.
UUCAAUCUUCUACUCUUUUUGUUUGUUUUCCUUUUUUCAAUUUUUUGGACCUUUGAUGAAAUAUCUUCAUAACUCCUAUGACGUGGGCAUCAUCCAUUGGUUGUCAUUUGAUAAGAAGUAUGUGUCAAUGGCACAAUUCCCAUUCCAUUUAUAUAUUAUAUAGUUCCUAAAGCCAUAUCCCCAUGAUUUAUAUCCUCCUUCAAGCUCACAGUUGAACUCUAACAUUACUUCUUCCCUACACAAAGAUAUGGCUACCAUUUCUGGGGUGAACCUCUCAAGUCCAAGAAUCAUGGCCAAGGCAGCUAAGACACCUAAAGUACAGCUUCUCAAUGUUGGGUGGCUCCGCUGCUCGUGGAAGCAAUCGGCCCAACUUGGAGCCAUAAGGUUGAGAGUUCCACCGGUUCACGCUGCACCGGAUAAGAUAUCAGAUAAGGUAGAAGAGAGCAUAAAAAAUGCAGAGGAGGCUUGUGCAGGUGACCCCGUGAGUGGGGAGUGUGCUGCAGCAUGGGACGAAGUUGAGGAAUUAAGCGCAGCAGCAAGCCAUGCUCGUGACAGAAAGAAGGAAUCUGAUCCAUUGGAAAGCUACUGCAAGGACAACCCAGAGACUGAGGAAUGUCGCACCUACGACAAUUGAGUAAUGAAAUGAUAUUAAGUUUUAGGUAUUUUAUUUCAUCUACAUAUUGAUUUGAAUUAAAGUUAUUGGACGACACGUUGUUGUAUAACUUUUUUAAGUUGUUAAUUUUACAGAAGUUGCAUGAAUAUGGUCAUAAACUUGUCUUAGUUAAAAGCUUUGGAUAUUAUCUACAUAUUAAUCAAAUUAAAAUAUUAUAGAUUAA